CAAAACGUGAACAUUUUACAGGAAAUAUGAAAGAUUUUUAAAAAAAAAAAAACAAAUGUUCAUCGAACGAAAAAAUGAGAUUUUUUAAGAGGAUUUGAAUAAGGAAUGUACAAAAGUUACGAGAUUUCUUUAAACUUAAAUUUUGUUGGAUUUUCGAUAAAGAUAAAAGAAAAAGAAAGAAAGAAGGAUUUCGAAAAAUCUUGAAGAAUUUCAAAGAAGCAAUUAUAUUUUCCGAGGAUGGAAUUUUAAUAUAAAGUUCUGAUUUACGAUAUGUGUGAAAAAGCGAGUAACUCUGGAGAACAACUGGAAGAUCCAUGAUGGGAGGAAGUGACUCAUAGGAAUGAUAUUUCGAAUUUCAUCUCUUUCCAGAAAGAAACUUUUGUGCAGCUCGGCAAACCGCAAUCUCCCGCGGCUCUGUAAUCGCGUAAUUAAUAAAAAAAAAAAAAUAAAAAAUCGGCGAGAAUCGUUUCUCGAAGAGGAAGUUGUUUUUUUUUGUAAAAAAUAAUUAGAAAAUUAAACUUGAAACGAUCGACGAAUAAUUAAUUCGUCGAUUAACCAAACUCGUGACUAAACUUGGUAGCUUGUAUCAGUAGCUAUUUUUCAUCGUUUUAUUUAAAAAAGAGAGAGAGAAAGAAAGGAAAAAAAGAAAACAGUAUUCUAAUCCUAAAUUAUAUUCCAAAGAAAAAAGAAAAUUUUUCAUAUCUCCAAAACAACAACGGAGAAAGUAAGAAAUGAAAAAGUUCAAAUUCGAAGAGAAAACGAGAAAAAAACUACUCUGAAUGAGAAAGAAUUCGAGGGGAAUAGAAAUUUGUUCGUGCUCGGUCGAUAAAUCAACGUCGAUUUGAUAGCUGCCCGGGCAUCGAUCGCGGGAUUCCCUUCCCUUUGACAUUAAUUUAUUAACGGGAGGAAAUAUAAUAUCGCGAAUGAUCGGUGGCUUCGAGGCGAAAAACCGGCGAAAAGGAGGAAGGGAGGAAGGGAGGGAAGGACGACUAUCCCGUUGACCAGUUUCCGGCAACGCAGCAGAGAUGACGGACGAAUUGCUGUUCUCCGCGUUGGGCCUGUCCAUGGACACGGGCGUCGAGAGGCAAUUGCUCUCCUCCAAUCCGGCCACGUACGCGCUCGAGUACGAGGGAUCGUCCUCUUGCAGAACGACGCCACACAGCGACGACUCGGAGACCGGCGAUCCCCACGCGGCCAGCAUCGGGAACCCGAUCGGUUGUUACACGGAUCUCAGUUGGCCGACCAAGGGGCAAUCGUCUUGGAACGAGUGGUCCGACAACAAUUCGACAUCCUUGUCAGGCAACGGAUGUCUGAGCGAGCUGAGCGAGUUGGAUUCGGAAUUGGAAUGGUGUUUGGACAAAGGUUGGAACUCGGGUCUUCCGGAGAGGACGCCGUUGUGCACAGCGGGUUGCGAAGGUUUUCUACACUUGCCUUUGCCCGGCCCACAACAACAAACGUUUCAACAAGGAGAGGAGCCGUUAUGGGUGCUCGGAAUCGAUCUGAGGGCGCUCGACGACACGUUGGAGACGAGAGAUUACAACAACAAUCGAGUGGAAGGAGAUAUCUCGUCUGCGGCUGCAGCGGCAUUGGCGACGCACGAUUACACUAAUCGCAGUUUGGCGAGCGCGGCGGAAGAUCGAUGCUUUCCUUGUACUUAUCAAGGAUGCGUGAAGGUUUACGCAAAAGCGUCCCACCUCAAGGCUCAUUUACGUCGACACACUGGCGAGAAACCGUUCGCGUGCACGUGGUCCGGAUGCGGAUGGCGCUUCAGUCGAUCCGACGAAUUGGCAAGGCAUCGACGAUCCCACUCGGGCGUGAAACCUUAUCCCUGCGAGAUGUGCUCGAAAAGGUUCGCGCGCAGUGAUCAUCUGGCCAAACAUCGCAAAGUGCAUAGGAAAAACGCGUAUUCGCUAUUUCACGGAGGUAGAGGUCUGCGUGGAGGAAAGAUGAAUUCAAUUCUACCAGCGGAGAUUUAGUCAAUUUUUUUCUCGUGUAACGUAAUCGAUGAGGAUGAUUUCGAAACGAUAUGGGAAGGGACAGAAGAAAACUUUCCUUCCAGAUUUUCCGAAUCAGCAACCUCGUUAUUUUCUUACGAUGAUAUUUAAUCGCGUAGAGAAAUUGUACUUCGUUCUUGACGCGUUGAACGAUCGAUGGAAAAUAAUUUCCAUGUAGAAAUUUUACACGUAAAUAUAUUUUUUUAAUAAUUGAUUUGAAGACGAGACAAUUACCUAAUUAAUAUAAUGAUAAUAUUAAUAUCGAUAAAAGAGAUCGAAUAAGAUUACUUGUGUAAUCUUUUUUCUAAAAUGUUGAACUGAAUAAGGUGACAAACUUUAUAAAAUGACAAUAAAUAUUGUUAAAAA
This is a messenger RNA of Apis laboriosa (Himalayan honeybee), 2360 nucleotides long. RefSeq names its product zinc finger protein GLI2-like. The record is from RefSeq and is a predicted model, not a curated record. Gene Ontology annotation, biological process: regulation of transcription by RNA polymerase II. The coding region runs from base 1026 to 1976 and encodes 316 amino acids. The transcript has 5 exons. NCBI's taxonomy places the organism in Eukaryota, Metazoa, Arthropoda, Insecta, Hymenoptera, Apidae. Gene Ontology annotation, molecular function: DNA-binding transcription factor activity, RNA polymerase II-specific; RNA polymerase II cis-regulatory region sequence-specific DNA binding.